AUGGAGAGCUCCCCAACCGACUCCGCCAUGAAGAUGGAGGACAAGGGCCCAGCCCAGGAGAACUGGGAUCUGGAGGUGUCCCAGACCGUGAAGAAGCAAACUUCAAAGGUCCUCAACAUCAUCAUCUCCGGCCUUGCCCUGUUCAGUGAUGGAUACAAUGCUCAAAUCGUUGGGUACAUGGAUCUCAUCUUUACCAAGCUUUACAAGGAUAGCUUUACCACGACUAUCAAGUCUCGUCUUACUAACUCCUACCUGAUUGGUGAAAUCUUUGGCAUGCUCCUUUUUGGUGCUUUGAUUGACCGCAUGGGUCGUCGCACUGGCGUGAUUCUUGCCACUAUCCUCCUGGUUCUUGGUGUUGUCCUUGCAACCGCUGCCCAUGGUACCUCUGAUUUAGGCAUGUUUUGGAUGAUGAUCAUUGCGCGUGGCGUGGCUGGUGUUGGCGCAGGUGGAGAAUAUCCUGUCUGUGGAACCAGUACUACCGAAGCCGCCGAUGAGAGUCAUCGCCUGCGCAAACGGCGUGGACUCCUGGUCGGAAUGACCACGGACUUUGCUGUCGACUUUGGAAUCGUCUCGUCCGGCGUGGUUGCUGUCAUUGUUCUCGCAUGCUACGGCAAAGAAGAAACUAAGGGUGUUUGGCGCAUCUGCUUUGGCCUGGGUUUUGUGCUCCCCCUUGUGAUCUGCUUCUUCCGAGUUCGCAUGAUCAACUCCACUCAGUGGCGGAAGCACUCAAUCAAGUCUCGCUACCCGUACCUUCUGGUGCUCAAGCGCUAUUGGAAGCCAAUGGUCGGCACCUCCCUGGCUUGGUUCUGCUAUGAUUUCGUGACUUACCCAUUCGGCCUUUUCUCCUCGACCAUAGUUCAGGAUUUGAUGACCGAAAACACCAUUUUCCAGAGCAUUGGAUUCGGGGCUGCUAUCAAUCUCUUUCUUCUCCCCGGUUGUAUUAUCGGUGCUUACCUGAUGGAUAAAAUCGGCCAGAUGGGUCCCGGUGUCGCUACUUUCCUGUGUGCUGCAGAGUCCUUCCCAACCCCUCUGCGUGGUCAUUUUCUCGGACUCGCAGCUGCUUUUGGCAAGGCGGGUGGAUCGAUUGGCACUCAGGUCUUCACCCCAAUUCAAAACUCCUUUUCCACCACACUUGAGGGCCAACGGGCUGUCUUUCUGAUCGGCUCGGGGUUCGCCAUGCUGGGUGGUAGCGCUGCCUGGUUUCUAAUUCCAGAUAUGAGUCGUGAGCUUGAGACUGAAGACGCUCGCUUCAAGGCUUACCUGGUGGAGAAUGGGUAUGACAUCACGAACUAUGGCGAGGAAGCUCUUGUUGUUGCUCCUCGAGAGUAA
Messenger RNA from Penicillium malachiteum, 1329 nucleotides. RefSeq names its product major facilitator superfamily domain-containing protein. Lineage: Eukaryota; Fungi; Ascomycota; Eurotiomycetes; Eurotiales; Aspergillaceae. The record is from RefSeq and is a predicted model, not a curated record. Gene Ontology annotation, cellular component: plasma membrane. Gene Ontology annotation, molecular function: carboxylic acid transmembrane transporter activity. The transcript is spliced from 9 exons. Gene Ontology annotation, biological process: transmembrane transport; carboxylic acid transport. Bases 1 to 1329 code for a protein of 442 amino acids.